Erinaceus europaeus (western European hedgehog) is the source of this 7621-nucleotide messenger RNA. It is a transcript of the gene ANKRD28, whose product is annotated as ankyrin repeat domain 28. Gene Ontology annotation, biological process: positive regulation of transcription by RNA polymerase II. Gene Ontology annotation, cellular component: nucleus; cytoplasm. Gene Ontology annotation, molecular function: protein binding; transcription cis-regulatory region binding. The record is from RefSeq and is a predicted model, not a curated record. Bases 1376 to 4624 code for a protein of 1082 amino acids. The transcript is spliced from 28 exons. Lineage: Eukaryota; Metazoa; Chordata; Mammalia; Eulipotyphla; Erinaceidae.
GCUCUUCAGACUGUGGCUCAGGCUUCUGUGCGGCCGAUCCUGAGGUUCUGUGGGUGUUUUUAAGGGUCUCUUAUUUGGAGGUGGAAGCGCUAUUUUGCAAGGUCAUCUGAAGAACAGGAAAAGCACCCGAAAUCUACUGAAAAGAUAACUGUAGCGGUUGUCUGGGUGUAAGGAAACUAUAUUGGCACAGAGGCAGUUGACUGGAUAAAGUAGUUGGCUCAGAGAAGAUUUUGCAAAGCCUGCUGUUUUCUCCUUGAAUGAAGACUGUUUAAUGGAAGCUCUAUUCGUGUGGAGGUCAGAGGAAACAUUGGAAUGAUAAACUACUGGGGUGUUUUCCUUCUUUUUUCCAAGUGAAAAGCCUGAAGCAGUAACUUGAGCUCAAAUUGAGCCUUUUAAUUCCUUCUCAGCCUAUUCUACUGGGACUCUCCCCUCACCAUUUCUGCCUGGUGUCUGUGCCCUUUUGCUGGAGCAGCUGCAGACUACUGCCUGCUGGAGAAAGAAUGAACGGGCUGCCUCGCUUGUGCUCUCCAUGGGAAUAAAGCUAUCUGUGUUCCUAUUACAUGGGAGAUCUGGAUUCGUCAAGCUGUAUUCUAGUACCAAGAGUCCCGUUGUCUCUUCUGGUCUGAUUCAUCGCAUGUAAAUGUACUGCAGCUUUGCUAUUAAUGCAGAGUGUUUUUUGUUGUUUUUUUUUUUUUUUCCUUAAACACAGAAUUGUCAACCUCUGAGCUUCAUUUUAAGAAUUUGUGCUGAGCUUUAGAUUUUUUUUUUCUUUUUUCUGGAUAGUAUCUACAACAAAGCAGAAGAAAUGAAGGCAAAUUACAAGUGGAAACAGAAUAGUGAGGUUUUUAUUUCUUAUUUUCAGUUAUAAGCAAGCCAGCCAGCUAUUGGUAACUCUGUGACCUUGCAGGCAAGAGUGUACAGUAUAGCUGUAGUCAGUCAUCUCUGUCACAGGAGUUGUUUCUCAUUCCAUUGUGCGCCGUGUAGUGUUGUAAUUCAAAACAACGAUCUUUUUAUGCAAGUAAAUUUCUGUGAAACAGAGCAAUAUGACUAUUUUGGAAGGGGGAGAUAUUUUUAAAUGAGCUUAUACUGGACUCAGUUUUGCUUACUGCUAUGCUGAUGGGAAAUUUCUUUUUUUAAGUGUUGUGGUAGCCCAACAGAAUAUAGUAGAAUUUUGUUGUUUUUAGGAAAUUGAAGUUAUGUGGUCAUAAUUUUAAAUUUAAGUUUUUAUGAUAGUACUUAUUUGAAAAAAAAAGCACAGCUGUGCUGCUCAGAUGAUGAUUCUAAGUGUUGUACAGAAGAGGAGGAAAAACUGCUUGUGCUCUUCCAACUCUGAGUUUUAGCACAUAGCUCGAGCUCUAGUAUUUUAAAAGUGCGAAUGAGUCGAGUGUGUAUUGUUGUGUUGGAGGAGAUAGAAGAUGAACCUCCUGAAUUCGUUUCUAAAUUGCCACAGGAAAGUAAAGCCCUACAUUCUCCACCUCUGGGAACUGUGUUGCCAUCACUGGUGCAAGCUAUAUUUAAUGGAGAUCCUGAUGAAGUUCGAGCACUAAUAUUUAAGAAAGAAGAUGUUAACUUUCAGGACAGUGAAAAGAGAACACCCCUGCACGCUGCUGCUUAUCUUGGAGAUGCAGAAAUCAUUGAGCUUCUUAUUCUCUCUGGAGCUAGAGUCAAUGCCAAAGACAGCAAAUGGUUGACACCUUUACACAGAGCAGCUGCAUCUUGUAGUGAGGAAGCAGUACAGGUACUUUUGAAACAUUCUGCAGAUGUUAAUGCACGAGACAAGAAUUGGCAAACUCCUUUACACAUCGCUGCUGCUAAUAAGGCCGUAAAGUGUGCUGAAGCUUUGGUACCUCUUUUGAGUAAUGUCAACGUGUCUGAUCGAGCAGGGAGGACAGCAUUACAUCAUGCAGCUUUCAGUGGACAUGGCGAGAUGGUUAAGCUCCUCUUAUCUAGAGGUGCCAACAUUAAUGCUUUUGACAAGAAAGAUAGGCGUGCUAUCCAUUGGGCUGCAUAUAUGGGUCACAUAGAAGUAGUGAAAUUACUUGUGGCAAAUGGAGCUGAAGUAAUAUGCAAAGAUAAGAAGUCAUAUACGCCUCUUCAUGCAGCAGCCUCUAGUGGGAUGAUCAAUGUAGUCAAAUACCUUCUAGAUCUUGGAGUUGAUAUGAAUGAACCAAAUGCCUACGGGAAUACACCUCUUCAUGUAGCCUGCUAUAAUGGACAAGAUGUUGUAGUGAGUGAACUUAUAGACUGUGGUGCUAAUGUAAAUCAAAAGAAUGAAAAGGGAUUUACUCCUUUGCACUUUGCUGCUGCGUCAACACACGGAGCAUUGUGUUUAGAGCUUCUAGUCGGCCGUGAGGCUGAUGUCAAUAUGAAGAGCAAAGAUGGAAAAACCCCCCUGCACAUGACAGCCCUCCACGGUAGAUUCUCCAGAUCACAAACCAUCAUCCAGAGCGGAGCUGUAAUAGACUGUGAGGACAAGAAUGGAAAUACCCCUUUGCACAUAGCGGCACGGUACGGCCAUGAACUGCUGAUCAACACUCUUAUUACAAGUGGUGCUGACACUGCAAAGCGUGGCAUACAUGGAAUGUUCCCUCUCCAUUUGGCAGCCUUAAGUGGCUUUUCAGAUUGCUGCAGGAAACUUCUUUCUUCUGGAUUUGAUAUAGAUACCCCGGAUGAUUUUGGCAGGACCUGCCUACAUGCAGCUGCAGCUGGAGGGAACUUGGAGUGCUUAAACCUGCUGCUGAAUACUGGUGCAGACUUCAGCAAAAAGGACAAGUUUGGGAGGUCUCCAUUGCACUAUGCUGCUGCCAACUGCAAUUACCAGUGCCUGUUCGCUCUUGUGGGCUCGGGAGCCAGUGUGAAUGACCUUGAUGAAAGAGGCUGCACACCCCUGCACUAUGCAGCUACUGCAGACACAGACGGCAAGUGCUUGGAAUACUUAUUAAGAAAUGAUGCAAAUCCAGGGAUCCGGGACAAGCAAGGCUACAAUGCAGUUCAUUAUUCAGCCGCUUAUGGCCACCGCCUAUGUCUUCAGCUGAUUGCAAGUGAAACUCCUUUAGAUGUUUUAAUGGAAACCUCAGGAACAGAUAUGCUAAAUGAUUCGGACAAUAGAGCAACAAUAAGCCCUUUACACUUGGCUGCCUAUCAUGGUCACCAUCAAGCACUGGAAGUGUUGGUACAGUCUUUAUUGGAUCUCGAUGUCAGAAGUAGUAGUGGCAGAACACCCUUAGACCUUGCCGCAUUUAAGGGUCAUGUUGAAUGUGUGGAUGUACUCAUUAAUCAGGGAGCCUCAAUCUUAGUAAAAGAUUACAUCUUGAAGAGAACGCCUAUUCAUGCCGCAGCAACAAAUGGUCAUUCAGAAUGCUUACGGCUACUAGUAGGAAAUGCAGAGCCACAGAAUGCAGUAGAUAUUCAAGACGGAAAUGGACAGACUCCCCUGAUGCUGUCUGUUCUCAAUGGGCACACAGACUGUGUUUACUCACUGCUCAACAAAGGAGCAAAUGUAGACGCCAAAGAUAAGUGGGGGAGGACAGCGCUGCAUCGAGGGGCAGUGACAGGCCAUGAGGAGUGUGUAGAUGCAUUACUUCAGCAUGGUGCUAAGUGCUUAUUUCGGGACAGCAGGGGCAGAACACCUAUACACUUGUCGGCUGCAUGUGGGCACAUCGGUGUUCUCGGAGCCCUUCUGCAGUCAGCAGCGUCAGUGGACGCAAAUCCAGCCCUAACAGACAAUCACGGAUAUACAGCACUUCACUGGGCAUGCUACAAUGGUCAUGAGACAUGUGUAGAACUUCUUUUAGAACAGGAAGUUUUCCAAAAAAUCGAAGGAAAUGCUUUCAGCCCGUUGCAUUGUGCUGUGAUAAACGACAACGAAGGUGCUGCGGAGAUGCUGAUCGACACGCUGGGUGCCGGCAUCGUGAGUGCUGCUGACUCAAAGGGAAGAACCCCCCUUCAUGCAGCUGCCUUUACAGACCACGUAGAGUGUUUACAGCUGUUGCUUAGCCAUAAUGCGCAAGUAAAUUCUGUGGACUCUUCUGGAAAAACACCCCUGAUGAUGGCUGCAGAAAAUGGGCAAACAAAUACAGUCGAGAUGCUGGUUAGCAGUGCUAGUGCAGAUCUGACAUUACAAGAUAACAGUAAAAACACUGCCCUUCAUUUGGCUUGCAGCAAGGGUCAUGAAACUAGUGCCUUGUUAAUACUGGAAAAGAUAUCAGAUAGAAACCUCAUCAAUGCAACCAACUCAGCCUUGCAAACACCUCUGCAUGUCGCUGCCCGAAACGGCCUGACACUCGUGGUUCAGGAACUUCUGGGGAAAGGAGCGAGUGUGCUUGCAGUAGAUGAAAAUGGCUAUACCCCAGCUUUGGCCUGUGCUCCCAACAAGGAUGUGGCUGACUGCCUAGCUCUCAUCUUGGCCACCAUGAUGCCUGUCUCAUCCACUAGCUGUUUAUCAUCUCUGACAUUCAGUGCCAUUCACCGCUAUACCAACACCUCAAAAACCGUCAGCUUUGAAGCCUUGCCCGUCAUGAGGAAUGAACCAAGCUCCUACUGCAGUUUUAACAACAUUGGUGGGGAGCAGUACUUGCACCCUGACGCAGAUGAGCUCAAUGACUCUGAUUCUGAGACCUACUGAGAGGCUGAGCCAGAGUUCUAAGAAUCUGUUCUGACACGAAUGCAUCAGACUGUGCUUUUUCAGGCAAAAGGCACGUUCAUGUUCACGUCCAAAUCCAACCUAAGAGGAAAGAUCAAAGAAUGAGCGAGUAACAGAAAAGGGAUGACAUUAAGAAGAGUUUUAAAGGCAAGUUUUGCAAAAGGAACUUCUAGAAUCUUGACAUAGACUUGACAGAGGAAAACCCUUGAUGUCACAUUGCUUUGUGGAAUUGUUUUAAUUUGAAUUCACAGUGCCAGGAGUAAUUUGGGACACUGUGCACCCUACUUUGCUUACAUAAGCAGCACUAUUGUAAAAGGAGCAAUUAGGACAGUAGGUUGAAAUUUGAUCACUAAGACUACAACUCAAUUUAAGGGCAAUAAAAGUUUGGUACAGUAGGCAUUAUGUGCACAGAAAAUUGCCAAAGGACCAAAUAACUUAAAGGUUUCCUUUUUACUAGAAUGCCGUUUUUCGGAAACUGGAGUAGCUGAAACGAAACGAUCUAAACCUAACUUGAAUAUUUUAAAAUGAAGCUGAGAUUUGGGUUAAAAUGAUUUUUUAAGGAAACAUCUGAAAGCCUUCCAAUACUGUAUUAAACCAUGAGAGAAAGCAGAUGUAUUUUUACAUUUUUUCUUUUACAUAAAAAUCCCAACUUUUAUAAUACUAGAAAUGAAAGUCAGCUGACUGAGUACAGUCGGGAUGAAAAUACUUGGGGUAGACUGGGGCCAGACUGUUGUUGCUCAGUUUUGAAUGGUUUGGGUUUAAAAUGGGAUUAUUUUUGUUUGGGAAUGUAAAGAAUUUCCUAAGAAAAGAAAAUUCAUGAAACGAAAAAAUAAAUUAUUUUCACCCAAUUGCAGCUAAACUAUCUGGAGAACAGUGUUUUCCACCUCACUACUUUGGGCGGUAUUCCUGUUACUGUGGUUCCUGUGGUUACUAUGGCUCCCCCACAAUUGAUUGGGUCUGGGUGGGUCUUUUAGUUUUUAGUUUAUUUUUGUUGUUUUUUAAGGGAAGAAUCAAAAAGGAAAAAACAUACCAUGUUUUGUUAUUCUUAAUGACAUCAUCGCGUCUCUUAGGCAUCUUGAUAUUGGGCAGGAUUUAAAAUACUCGAGGCCUUUAAGUUCAAAACAUGUUACUGUUUGGGGAAGUAAUUGCCUGCAGAGUGGGGAGGCUAACUUUCAGAUAACAGAGAGAAAGUGAGAGACAGAAAAGUCUAAAUUGGGGGCUUUUAAUUAACAAUUUACUGUAACUGUCACUUUUCCCGGUGAGAAUGAUUUCACAUAUGUAGGGAGUCUUACAGAUCUGGGUAAAGUUCCAUAAAUUUUUCACAAAAUAAUGCCCAAUUUUAUUUUAUCCUUUUUGUAUUGUGAAACUGAAAACAUUGUAAAUUAUCAGCUGGUUUUUCUGAAUAUAAAGUGUGGAAACACAGAACAGUAUUUUGAUCUAUUUGCUAAUUUUGUGGGGCUUUUGAAGAAUUAAUGAGCAUGUACAUAGAAAUAGUGACUGCUUGAAUACUGUAUUUACUUGCACUCUUUCAGUACAUCAAAAUUCCUGUAUAUUUUAGAGUAUAAUAAAACACAAAUGUGAGUUGUAUUUAAAUGAAUAAUGUAUUUGUAUCUGUGCAUAGUACCUAAAAAUCUAUAAAGUUUCUAGGGCAUUGACUACUAGAUUUUAAGCAUUUUUUUUUCUAAACUAUUUACAAAAAUUAUAAAUGUAACCCUCCAUCUUUUCUUUAUAAUAUAAAGAAGUCAUAAAGGAUCCUUCCUAAUUAUGAGUGAUAGGAAGGUGAAUAUUCAUUUAAAGACAGCGGACUACAUUUUCUAUUGUACCUUUAAAAAAAAAAAAAAAAAAACUCAAGAGGAUUCUAAAAGUAUGCAUAUGUGUGCUUUCUCUUUCCUUUUAGGAAUUCUCUUCUGAAUUCCCUGAGGGAAUUUUCUAGAAUCUCAGAAUUGAAAGAGACCUGAGGUUCAUCCAGUCUAACCUCUUAACAAAUGCAGGAGUCCCUUCUCCAAGGGUGACCUUCCCACCUUGAACACUUCAGUGACUCUACCUCACCACGCAGUCCAUUCAGUUGUUGAGCAGCUCUAACUGUUAGAAAGAAAGGUCUUCCUUAGAUGGAGCUGAAGCCUCCCUCUCGGUAACUUCUGUCCCUGGGCCGGGUCUGUCCUCCAGAAGAACGCCGAGACCAUCGGAAGGAUGGAGCGUGCACCCUCUGAAGGGUCUUCUCUUUACAGGCCGCGCAACUCUUAGGCUGAGGUGAUCUCUUCCAGAAGGACUCGUCAGACACACUGUCCAGUUGGCCGCAUCUAAUGAAAAUCCAAGGUGUAGCUAUAAAGUAACAAGCUGUCUGUAACGUAUCCUCACACGUGCCAGAACUUGAGGUUUUGCCUCAGUUUAUGUGACGGCUGCUGUCACUGAAAUGAUCUCUGAGGUGGCGCUUUGGAUGGCUUGCCCAGCAGGAAAGCUAUUUCAUUGCUUUGUGAUCAUAUUCUGUGAAAAAAAAAAAAAAUGUGUUUAUCCUCCAGCUUGGCCAGCCACGUCUUUCCAUCUGCACCUGAAGAGGAUCCCCACGAGUCCUGGCCCAGGGUACUGUCCGCGUAGCCUUGAACAGCACUAAUAUUGUUACACGCCGCCACAGUGAGCUUUACAGUUACACCUUGUAUGUCAAAAGCCUUCGGGCCCUGCUCUGUCGUGUCACUUUCUGCAUCCCCAUACAGAACAGAAAAACCUGUUUGCUUUUUAACUUCUGCAUGAAAGAUGACAUCUGAACUAUCCGAUGUGUAUUAUAAUAAUACCAGCUUCUGCUCUAGAACUACGGUGGGAGAAACGGUGGGAAUAGCAAAUGACCUCCUUUAACAAAACAAGACACUCGACUCAAACAGUGCCAUUUAGUUCAGGAGAUCUCUAAGUCUAGCCGUCAAUUUGGGGUUUAAUUUGGCUGAUAUUGGACCUUUUAAAUGAAAUAAAGUUUUAUAAUGCAAUAAA